Messenger RNA from Epithele typhae, 1917 nucleotides. RefSeq lists its product as uncharacterized. The coding region runs from base 1 to 1917 and encodes 638 amino acids. NCBI's taxonomy places the organism in Eukaryota, Fungi, Basidiomycota, Agaricomycetes, Polyporales, Epitheliaceae. The transcript has a single exon. The record is from RefSeq and is a predicted model, not a curated record.
AUGGCCGCCGUCGACAUCCUUCCCUUUCCUGCCUUCGCGCGCUCUAUCCCUGCUGCAGAUCGUGCUUCGCUCUCAGGACUCUCGGAUGCUGCCAUUCGCAAGUCGGUUGUCGUCAAGGCGGAGGAGUACCGCGAGAUCGCACUGUCUCUACUAUUUCUCCACAACUCAAUCGCACCGAUUCAUCGCGCUUUGCCUACGGAACUCCUCUCUGAGGUUCUUUCACACUGCUGGCACGACAUGCGCAGUGUGCACCUCAUGCACGUCUGUCGUCUCUGGCGCGCGGUAGCCCUCAAAACACCGCAACUGUGGGCAGAAGCCGUCGCAGCUCCGGGUACCCAGCUCACAUUCAACAAGGCCAGGAUCGAGGCGCAGUGUCAAGACCUGGAGGACAACCGCAUCUCGUUUGCGACUACCGCGAUAGAGUUGUCGUCUCCAGCACCACUGCGCCUCAAGAUUCAUUUUCUCCCCGAUGCCCUAUCCCAGACGCUCUCGUCGCACACCUCCCGACUCGCCGAUUUGUUCGUUCGCAUCCAAAGCGCCGCGCAGUUGAAGUCUCUGUGUGCACUUCUUGCCAACGGCGUACCCAACCUCAACGUCCUCGGCAUUGCGUUUCCCGGAUAUACAGGGAUGUACCGAGAGUGGUUGGCGCCGGGAGCCAGACGCCACUACAACGACAUCGACGAGCAAGACAACCAAAGGAACCUUUCCAAGGAGCUCACGAAAUGGAACUCGGGUGCUCAAGGCCUGAUCGCAGACACUCCUCGUCUCCAGACGCUUCGAUGCGUUCCGAUCGAUCUCGUGUCUCACUUUGCUUGCCCCAGCGUACGCGACAUGUGUAUCACUCCCGCGGUAUUCAACACGGAUCACUUGGAGGACUUCGUUCACGCGUUGAAGAACACUCCGGACCUCACGCGCCUCGAUCUGUGCAUGGAGAACAGGAACAGUGCCCGGCUGAGACCGGACGAUGACGCACCCGGGUGGGCGGUCAAUCCCGUCGACCUUCCAGCGCUGCGGACGUUGGUCGUCAACCUCAACUGCAACCUAUACACGGCACAGUACAUGGAUCUCAUCUCCAUUUCGUCCUCCGUCAGAGUCAACCUCAUAGAAGGCGAUCUCGGCCUUUCGCACCUCUGCCAAGACCUCCCUUCUCGACACACUCCGUUCAUCCAAUCUCGAGUACAGUCCGCAAGCACCGUCCACAUCUGGGACUCUUACGACCAGUGGGAGAUUCCCACCGCCAUCGUCUCAACGUCGAAGGACGACGAGGAGCUCAUCCGCUUCACCAUCUCCGCGGACGUGCAUGACUCGCCGUAUCUGACCUCGUUCGACCUCAUCCAGACCUUCCGCGACACCGGCGCGGCCGUCACUCGCCUCGUCCUCCACCAAAACUGGUCGAUCCAGACCCCGAACGGGCAGCCCGACUUCUUCCGCGCGUUCCCGCACCUCACCUCGCUCGACCUCGCCGGCCCCCGCGCGCACCGCGUCAUCAAGGCGCUCCAGCACCUGGACAUCGACGGGGCCCCCGACGCGCUCGUGUGCCCGCGGCUGAAGACGCUCAAGAUCGUGUUCGCGCUAAACCGCGGGGACUACAAGUCGGCGUCGCGCAAGGCGUGGGAGGCGCUGCGGGUGCGGGUGCGGCCCUCGGGGUGGAGGGAAACGGUGUUCCGCGGGAUCCCGGCGCGGGUCGCGGCGCUGGUGAAGCCGCUGGAGCACCGCGCGAAGCGAGGGCUCCGGUUGGAGCGGCUGGAGUGGGAGGACCGGGAGUGGGACCCGACGUUGAGGCUGGAGUUCCCGCCGUCGGUGGUGGUGGGGACGUACGUUCCGGGCCCUGGGCUGUUUGAUCAGGAGGAGCUCGAGAAGCUGGUGGACGGGCCGGUCGUCUUUGGGGGGUUCACGUACCAGGAGAUUGCUGAGUAG